AUGCAAUUCAAAGCCAUUGCCCUCACUGCCAUUGCGGCCAUCACCCCAUUCGCUGCUGCCGUUGGCCAUGCCAUCGUCGAGAACCAUUGUGAUAAUAACGCCUAUCUCUGGUCCGUUGGCAGCGCCGUUGGCGGCCAGAACACCAUCACCCCCGGAAACACCUAUUCUGAACAGUUCCGCUACGACCCAGUCAGCGGAGGUAUUGCUCUUAAGAUUACUCGUGUCAAGGACGGUCUCUUCAAUGGCUCUCCUCAGACCAUCUUUGCAUACACUCUGACCGACACCAACACCUUCUAUGAUCUGUCUGAUGUCUUCGGCGAUGCCUUCGCCGGCACCAGUGGCCUGCUGGUUUCCACUUCCAACCCCGACUGCCCUGAUAUCUGGUGGCCAAACGGUGUUCCCCCAGCCGGUCAGAAAUUCACCUCUGCCUGCCAGAGAGAUGCCGACAUCACCCUUACUCUUUGCGCUCAGCCACCAAAAUAA
Microsporum canis CBS 113480 is the source of this 483-nucleotide messenger RNA. RefSeq names its product Bys1 family protein. Lineage: Eukaryota; Fungi; Ascomycota; Eurotiomycetes; Onygenales; Arthrodermataceae. The coding region runs from base 1 to 483 and encodes 160 amino acids. The transcript has a single exon. The record is from RefSeq and is a predicted model, not a curated record.